This is a messenger RNA of Rotaria socialis, 354 nucleotides long. The record is from the annotation of a GenBank genome assembly. NCBI's taxonomy places the organism in Eukaryota, Metazoa, Rotifera, Eurotatoria, Philodinida, Philodinidae.
AUGUUUAUUUGUAAUCAAUUGGAUUUUCCAACUACUCAACGCACUUUUAUUGAUUUUCCAAAUAAUAAUAUUAUUUCUUAUGUUCACUAUUUUCCAGAAGCAAAAGAAAGUCAAUGUCGUAUUGACUCUUAUCCAUCGUUUAUCCCAUAUUACAACAAUAUUACAAAUAAUUUUCCACGUGGAUUAUUGAAAUAUGUUCGUGUGAUAUCGUUGUAUGAUGAAUAUCCUUUUGAACAUGAAUUUUUUAUUCGAAUUCAAAAAUCAUUUCCAUUUAUAGAAGAAUUAACUGCGAUUAAUUAUAAAUCACAAAAUGAAAAACAAUCUUAUGAACCAAACAAUGAUAGUCAAAAUUGA